UUGAGUAUAAAGAUCACGACAUGCCCGCCGCCUCCCUUUUCACAUUCCCCUUGCAGCAGGCACAGGCUCAGUGUUCCUCCUGAUUCUCACAAGGGCCAGAUCCCGUGAACUGUCUUGUCUUCUCUUUGGAAUAACCCCUUCUCUCAUUCAAGAUGAAGGCAUCUCUGUUUUUGGCAUCCGCCUUGGCGGCUACCGGUCUAGCCGCGCCCUCAACGAGCCCAAAUAUGGCUAAGAGACAAUUCGUUGUCACCAGCAGCGAGCUUUCCAAGCUCUCCUAUUGGGCUGAGCAAGCUGCCACCAGCUAUUGCAACAGCAACAACGCUGCUGGCGAUUUGAUCGCUUGCUCCAACAACGUUUGCCCUACCCUAGUCAGCAACAAGGCCGUGACUGUUGCCUCUUUCGCAAGCGGUACCGCCACUGAUAUUCGCGGCCUGGUCUCGGUGGACCCUGUCAAGAAGGUCAUCACUGUUUCCUUCAGAGGAUCCUCUUCAGUCCGCAACUGGAUUACCGACGUCGUUUUCGUCAAGUCCUCCUGCGAUGAACUUGUGAGCGGCUGCCUCAUCCACACCGGGUUCUACACGGCCUGGAGGGAGGUUGCGACCAAGGUCACCGCGGCCGUCCAGUCCGCCAAGGCCGCCUACCCCAGCUACAGCAUCGGUAUCACCGGCCACUCGCUCGGCGGUGCCGUCGCCACCGUCGCAGCCGCUUACCUCCGCAAGGCCGGCUACACUGCCGACCUCUACACCUUCGGCUCGCCCCGCGUCGGCAACGAGGCCUUCGCCGCCUUCACCACCACCCAGUCAGGCGACGAGUACCGCGUCACCCACGAAAAUGACCCCGUGCCCCGUCUCCCUCCCAUCAGUUUCAACUACCGCCACACCUCUCCCGAGUGGUGGAUCCAGGCCGCUGUGCCCACCACCAGCCAGGUCAAGAUUUGCCCCGGCUAUGCCAGCAUCGACUGCAACGCCGGUACCCUCGGCUUGAAACGCGAUGACCACCUUCACUACUUCGAGGACAUUGCCGGUUGCUCGUCUGGCGGCUUCAACUGGAAGAGGGCCGAAGCCAACGUCGCAGCUAACGACAUCAGUGAUGAGGAGCUCGAGGCUCGCUUGAACCAGUGGGUUGUCGAGGAUGUAAAUUUUGUCAAUAGCAACGACCUUAAUUAGGAGCAUCAAGGGUUGCAAUGUGAGAAUAAUAAGAAAGUAAAAUGAGGCAUGAUUUGUGAAU
Molecule: messenger RNA, 1227 nt
Organism: Neurospora tetrasperma FGSC 2508
Lineage: Eukaryota; Fungi; Ascomycota; Sordariomycetes; Sordariales; Sordariaceae
Exons: 4
Coding region: 153-1166 (337 amino acids)
Biological process (GO): lipid metabolic process
Source: RefSeq, a predicted model, not a curated record